Cynoglossus semilaevis (tongue sole) is the source of this 1527-nucleotide messenger RNA. RefSeq names its product keratin, type I cytoskeletal 13-like. Bases 74 to 1456 code for a protein of 460 amino acids. The transcript is spliced from 9 exons. Gene Ontology annotation, molecular function: structural molecule activity. Gene Ontology annotation, cellular component: cytoskeleton. Lineage: Eukaryota; Metazoa; Chordata; Actinopteri; Pleuronectiformes; Cynoglossidae. The record is from RefSeq and is a predicted model, not a curated record.
CCCUCACCUCUUCACUUCUCCCGGUUUCCCUCCACCAGAGAAGACAGAGCAGCAGACUCCACCCCUUCUCAUCAUGGCCACUAUGUUCUCCUCAUCUCGCAGCACCCGCUACAGCGGUGGUGGUGGUGGUGCCCGCUCCAGCGGUGGUGGUGGUGGUGGUGGUGGCAGUGGCGGUAUGAGCUCCUUCAGCAUGGUGGGAGGAGCAGGAGGCAGAGGAGUGCAGGUGUCUACGGGCAGCAGGCUCUUCUCCUCUGGGGGCAGCAGCUUUGGAGGUGGUGCAGGUUAUGGUGGUGGCUCUAGUUUUGGUGGCCGCUCUAGUUUUGGUGGCGGUGCAGGUGGAGGUUAUGGUGGUGGCUCUAGUUUUGGUGGCGGUGCAGGUUUUGGUGCUGGCGGAGGUUUUGGUGCUGGCGGAGGUGGAUUCGGAGGAGGAGCUGACGACAGCGUCAUUGGAAACGAGAAGUUCACUAUGCAGAACCUGAACGACCGUCUGGCCACGUAUCUGACCAAAGUGGCGGCACUGGAGAAGGCAAACGCCGAUCUCGAGCUGAAGAUCCGAGAGUUUGUGGAGAACAAAGUGGGGCCGUCCACCAGGGACUACAGCCACUUCUACAGCACCAUCGCAGAACUGCAGGGAAAAAUCCAGGAUGCCAUCAUCGCUAAAGGAACAGUUAUUCUCAGCAUCGACAACGCUAAACUGGCUCAGGACGAUUUUAGAGUCAAGUUUGAGAACGAACUGUCCAUGCGUCAGUCCGUGGAGGCUGACACCGCCGGUCUGAAGAUGCUGCUGGGAGAACUGGGUGUGGCCAAGACGGAUCUAACCAUGCAGAUCGAGAGCCUGAAGGAGGAGCUGGUCCUCAUGAAGACCAACCACGAGGAGGACUUGAUGUCCAUGAGGACUCAGAUGAGUGGUCAGGUGAACGUCGAGGUGGACGCUGCUCCUCAGGACGACCUCAGCAAAGUCAUGGAAGACAUUAGAGACCACUACGAGGCAAUCGCUGCCAAGAACCGCAAAGAGCUAGAGUCCUGGUACCAGAGCAAGUCAGAGGCGCUCACUCAGGAAAUGGCCACCACAGAAAUGACACUGAAGUCGACAACGUCGGAGGUGAAGGAGGUGAAGAGUCAGCUCAGUGCCCUGGAGAUCGAGCUUCAGUCCCAGCUCAGCAUGAAAGCCUCUCUUGAAUCUCAACUGGCCGAAAUCCAGAGCCGCUACUCCAUGCAGUUGAACGGGUACCAGAUUCAGGUGACGGGGAUGGAGGAGCAACUGGUUCAGCUCAGGGCAGACCUGGAGAGACAGUCCCAGGAGUACCAGAUGCUGCUGGACAUCAAGACCCGACUGGAGAUGGAGAUCGCCGAGUACAGGAGGCUGCUGGACGGAGAGGGAAGCGGAGGUUCCUCCUCCUCCUCAUCCACUGUCACGACCAAAGUCAUCACCAAAGUCAUUGAGGAGAGGAUCUGAGGCCAAUCAUCUGCUGUGAUCAGGGGAGGAGUCGGUGUAAGCCAAUCACGUCUGCCGCUCGUCCAGGGCCC